Messenger RNA from Danaus chrysippus (African queen), 837 nucleotides. The record is from the annotation of a GenBank genome assembly. NCBI's taxonomy places the organism in Eukaryota, Metazoa, Arthropoda, Insecta, Lepidoptera, Nymphalidae.
AUGGAGAGAAUACCUCGUGUGAUACUCAGUAUAGCGCUUGCUGCGCUUUUGCCGAUAGCGUCUCCCGAGACCCAGCAAAAGGUUUCCAAGGAGAAUAUUCCUCACUCUAGACAGAAGAGGAUACUUUGGAUAACAAAUGACGGUCGCUUGGCCCUACCCCCAGGAACCACUAUGGCUAUCACACCAUCGAUAUCGAUGCCCUUCGUACGACAUCCCCCGAAAGGAUUCCUCUCUAAUAUGACCGUCAGUUUUCCAUUCACAAUUGAUUUCGACAAGUUAGGUUUGACGGACAAUGAGAAUCCCUAUGGGGAUCUGCCUCCUAUCUUUGCCAGAUCUAUGGGUAGAGCUGCGGCAUCAGCUAUGGCUGAAUACGUUGGACAGUACCUUGAUAACAGGAGAGGAAAGAGAUCUACAAAUGAACCGAUACCCCCAGAAACAGAGAGGAUGGUUCUUGACAAAUUUCAUGGAGGAGAAAGGGCCCUCAUGUAUGGCAUCGCUGAAGAUUUGUUGGCAAAUUUUGGACUCGACGGCAAGGAAUGUCUCCUGCGAGCAAUUUGUGAAGUUCAUGCACACCCACUAACGAACUUUGGCUUUCUUGGAGAAGUUAUGAAACUAUUUUUCAGUCCAAAUAAAUCUCCGUAUGCUGAAAUGUUAUCUGAAUACGUGGAGGCACAACGCGCUGGUGAAUCAGGGGGCGAAUGCUGGCCGUACUACCGUUUGUGCCCUAAGAGUUUCUUCCAACCAUCAAACAACAAAUAUUCAAAAGACGCGGAAUCUUUUCACAAACGACAAGAGCAAGAGAGCAACGAUAAUAAAAUGAUGUUCAGAGCGAUGUAA